UGAAACGCAUUACACCUCCAAAGCCAAAAGGCAAAAAUUGAUCUUUUUCUUUUUAAGUUUUUUCUCUUCUUCUACUUCUUCAGCUGUUGGCUCUUUCCCCUUUGGUUCACAAAAAGCUGUUGUUAAUUCCCACAUGGAGAAACCAACUAAUUCGACGACUUUGGCUCGAACAAAAUCCGAUCAACUGGUGGAGACUCUGGCGGCCGCCUUCAAGUCACCAACGCAAAGUGAUCAGGCACCGGGAACAUCUGAUAGCGGAGGAACUCUCUCCCGGAAGUCCAGCAGGCGGUUGAUGACGGCUGCAUCACCAGGGCGGAGCAGUGGGGGUAGCAAGAACAUCCACAUUAGGAAGUCGAGGAGUGCUCAGAUGAAGCUGGACUUGGAAGAAUUGAGCAGCGGGGCGGCUCUCAGCCGUGCCUCCAGCGCUAGCUUGGGCUUAUCUUUUUCAUUCACUGGCUUCACUGUGCCGCCUGAUGAGAUCGCUGAUUCCAAACCCUUCAGCGACGAUGAUAUACCUGAAGAUAUCGAAGCUGGCACCCAUAAGCCGAAAUUUCAGACAGAGCCUACUUUGCCAAUUUAUCUCAAGUUCACAGAUGUCACUUACAAGGUGAUUAUCAAAGGUAUGACUACUUCUGAAGAGAGGGAUAUAUUGAAUGGAAUCUCUGGUGCUGUAUAUCCAGGGGAAGUUCUGGCACUUAUGGGACCUUCAGGAAGUGGGAAGACCACGCUUCUUAAUCUGCUCGGCGGCAGAUUAAAUCAGUCUUCUGUCGGUGGUUCAAUUACAUAUAAUGAUCAGCCCUACUCCAAGUUCCUGAAGAGCAGGAUAGGGUUUGUGACUCAAGACGAUGUCCUGUUUCCUCACCUUACAGUGAAAGAAACAUUGACAUAUGCAGCCCGGUUGCGGCUGCCGAAGACAUUAACAACACAGCAGAAGGAAAAGCGAGCCAUAGAUGUCAUUUAUGAGCUAGGCUUGGAGAGAUGUCAAGACACCAUGAUAGGUGGCUCAUUCGUCCGUGGAGUGUCUGGUGGGGAGAGGAAAAGAGUUUGUAUUGGCAACGAGAUCAUAAUCAACCCUUCCCUUCUGUUUCUUGAUGAACCAACCUCUGGCUUGGAUUCUACAACAGCUUUAAGGACCGUUCAAACAUUACAAGACAUAGCUGAGGCUGGGAAGACAGUGAUAACAACAAUCCACCAGCCAUCGAGUAGACUCUUCCACAAAUUUGACAAGUUGAUUCUUCUUGGGAAAGGCAGUUUACUCUACUUCGGGAAAGCUUCAGAGGCAAUUAUUUAUUUCUCAUCCAUAGGAUGUUCCCCUCUAAUUGCCAUGAACCCAGCGGAGUUUCUGCUUGACCUUGCAAACGGGAACAUAAAUGAUAUUUCUGUACCAUCAGAACUAGAGGAUAAAGUACAAAUGGAGAAUUCAGAAGCAGAAACAAGAAAUGGGAAGCCACCCCCGGCAGUUGUACAUGAGUAUCUUGUGGAGGCCUACGAGUCGAGAGUUGCAGAAAACGAGAAGAAGAGACUUAUGACUCCUCUUCCCCUAGAUGAAGAACUGAAGUUGAAAGUGUCUUCUUCAAAGCGGCAAUGGGGGGCAAGCUGGUGGCAGCAAUAUUGCAUAUUAUUCUGCAGAGGGAUCAAAGAACGAAGGCAUGAUUAUUUUAGCUGGUUGAGAAUCACCCAAGUUCUUUCUACAGCAAUCAUCCUGGGAUUACUCUGGUGGCAGUCAGAUAGUAAAAGCCCCAAAGGCCGCCAAGAUCAGGCGGGGCUGCUGUUUUUCAUUGCUGUCUUCUGGGGAUUCUUUCCUGUCUUCACUGCAAUCUUCACAUUUCCUCAAGAAAGAGCCAUGCUUAGCAAAGAAAGAGCAGCUGACAUGUACAGAUUGAGCGCGUAUUUUUUUGCUAGGACUACAAGCGACCUUCCACUUGACCUGAUAUUACCAGUACUUUUCCUACUGGUAGUCUACUUCAUGGCUGGCCUGAGACUGAGUGCCAGUCCCUUUUUCCUCAGUAUGCUUACGGUUUUUCUCUGCAUUGUUGCUGCCCAGGGGCUUGGACUAGCUAUCGGGGCUACACUAAUGGACUUAAAGAGGGCAACGACUUUGGCUUCAGUAACUGUGAUGACCUUCAUGCUCGCUGGUGGCUAUUUUGUAAAGAAAGUUCCAGUGUUCAUAUCCUGGAUCCGCCAUAUUUCUUUCAACUAUCACACCUAUAAGCUUCUUCUCAAAGUACAAUACCAAGGCAUCGUGCCUCCAGUAAACGGGAUAAAACCUGACAGUGGCUUGAAGGAAGUUGGUGCCCUGGUAGCGAUGAUUUUUGGCUACCGACUCUUGGCAUACCUUUCUUUGCGGAGGAUGCAACUCCACUGUGGAACUUAAAGGAACAACGAUUUUGAGGAGUAUCCACUGAAAAAAGGGUCCGACUUUCCAUUAUUUCAAGGGUAAUCCUGAAAUGCCUGUUCUCAAAGUUGCAAGCAAGGAUCAGGAAUCAACACAAUGGAUCCAGCUUGACCUUAAGAAUUUGUCAAUGUUCUCACAUAACAAGCAGGAGCAUUGACGAGAAUUCCACAACCAUAUCAUAAGCAUGUACGUGGAUUUUAGUAUCUGAAGAAUACUUGCAUGUGUUUUUGAAUGAUCAACAAAAACUUUUUAACUCGUGGGUUAGUCUUACUAAAGAUAGCCUUUUGAUUGUAACCAA
Molecule: messenger RNA, 2693 nt
Organism: Theobroma umbraticum
Lineage: Eukaryota; Viridiplantae; Streptophyta; Magnoliopsida; Malvales; Malvaceae
Product: ABC transporter G family member 22-like
Biological process (GO): transmembrane transport
Cellular component (GO): membrane
Molecular function (GO): ATP hydrolysis activity; ATP binding; ABC-type transporter activity
Source: RefSeq, a predicted model, not a curated record